UUGCUUAAACUUUUUAAACAUACGUAAAUGAUGUUUUGUCGAGUUUCCAAAUACUUUUUUGCUCUAAUUUUUAGUAACUGUUAUUUGGUUAAACAAUUAAUAGGUUUUAGUUCGGUUGAACAUUUAAAUUAAUGUAAAUUCAAAUUUAGUUUAGUUUAAAUUCUCGUUUCUUAUAGUUUUGCUGAACAAUACAAAAUUUUAGUUUUCCCCCCGACAAACUUAUAAAUUCCCUUUCACUUUAAGGGGGCAAAAGUUUUAGUUACGUUGAUCAAAUAAACUAGACUGAAACUUGAAUCUAAGCCUAGCCUUUUUGCGCUGUGCAAAAUUUAUCGCGGAAAGUUUUAAUCGUCGUUGUAUAUUAUGUAAAUUGUAUAGUACGUAAACUGUUACUGUACAACGUUGUAAGAAUGUCCUAAACGUACAAUUCAAACUGUACAAAUGAGACAAUGCUUUACAAUGUUUUCAAGAAUAGUCUAAUAAUCUGUAGUCAGUUCACUACAUUAACUAGUAAAUUUAAAAUCUGUUUCAACUGUUUGAAAAUGAAAUAUAUUCCAGAUACAAAGGAUGGUGGGUCGGAGAAAAAGUUCGCGUUUUGGUGAAUUGGAGCAGGAUGAGUUUGUAUCCGGAGACCAAUUUGAUUUCACAGCGUUGAAGUCUCCGAAGGGGGUUGUUACUAGGGCUCGGAGAUCCUCCAUUCAUCUCAAUAAACCUCCGAUCAUACAGAGGCCUAACAAGCGUAUGUCCCUGAUGCCUACAGUGACUGAGAAGCCGAUUAAACCUGUGAACAGACGAACAAGCUUGGCCCCUGUUGCCGCUAAACCCGUCGGUCGUCCUAAGCAGGCGGCCAAACCUCCACCACGCGGAAUUGAGCUGAAGAACUUCUAUAAAAGUCCUGAUAAGAAUACUGCAGGACGGAGAUCGGUUCAACCCCAGUCUGAAGAUCCUGUCGAGACACGGCCUGUCCUUGCGGAGUACGCUGCGUCUCCGACUAAGAGUAUUCGGAAGUCUAAUUUUCUCUCGGACUCUGAUAUUAUCGAAAGUUUAGAUGAUAUGUUUGAUAAAACUCCGGCGAACGGGAAGAAAGCUCCAACAACGUUUGAAACUGAAGCUCCUGAGAAGGUGAAACCUCGCCGUGCAACCAUACAGCUCAACUCCCCAAUAGUUGCAGUAAGUAAAGAACUUCGAGGUAAUAAAUUAGCCGCCAAGACUCCGGCUAGAUCCGCUAAAACUCCAGCUAAGUCGGCAAAGACGCCAGCUCAGGCCGCAAAGACACAAGCUAAGGCCUUAAAGACAACAGCUAAGUCCGCAAAGCCUGCAAAGACUCCUAAAUCCAUUAAUAACAGCAUUGAUGACCUAACUUCGGCUGUUCAAGAGGUACAAGUUCGUUUGGCCCGAAUAGACCCUAAACUGCAGGAGGAUCCUAGCACUAUAUCCUCCUACCUGGAGUCCGAACCCUCCUCCCCGGAGAAGAUAAGCAAUGUUGUUAAAAAGAUUAUUUACUCUAAGACCCCGGUUAAACCAAGCUUGAAAAGGAAAGCUGAGGCUGAAAGUGGAACUCCAAGAAAGAAAACUAAGAUUGCAAUCCCGGAACCUUCAUCAGACAAGGUUGCAUCGGGUAGAAAUCCCGAGUUUAGAAAGACUCCAGGACGGGUGGCUACUCUCUGUCUUAUUGAGAAAAAAACUCCGGCGUUGAAAAGAGCCUCUGCUAGAACAUUGUCGACUCCUGUACAGAUAAACCCUGCUAAUUUACUCCGGAAGAACCUGAAGACUAGGGUUGAGACCGCUAUUGUAUCCAAGAUCUCGGAGAAACCUGACAGUAGUCCAUACCUUCUCUCUAGUGAGGACCCGAACUCUCCCAAGUUCAAGAAGGUUGGUGAGAAGAAGGAGAUGAAAUCUCAUAUAACCGGAACCCCCGCCAUUUCCCGCCGAAACCGGAAGAUUGGAACUGUUAUUCAACCGUCUCUCCUUGCUAUGAAUUCGCCAGCGGGUCCUUCCACGGAUUACAGUGGCGUUCAGGCCUCCACCCCACUCCAAGGCAAGCUGCCCCGCCCCCAUAUGGUCGAAGCCACGCCUAUUCGUGCCCCAGAGACAGAGUCAAAAGCCAUGCCCCUGUCACCCGGCCCCGAGAUGGUUACAGGAGGACUAGCUAAACUAUGUGUAAUCAUGUAAACGCUUAACAAAACCUCUACACUUUAAAAGCAUUUAUUACGGAAAUCAAAUUUUUAAACUUUUCUAUACAUUUUAAUCUAAAAAAUGUGUUAUACUUGAACUUGACUAAGACCAAAAUUCUCAAAGUUGACAUUUAUGAACUUAUGAAGUAAGGAUUAAAAUUCAAGUUGUUAUAUGUUUUUUUUUACUUCAAUUGAUCGAAUAUUUUAAAUGAGAUUUGAACACUUAGAAGAAUUAACAAUAUCUUACCCUGGUCACAUGUUUUCUAUAUUAUGCCUAAAAUGUAGUAGUUCACAGUAGAAAAAUUAUCUAUGAAUUUAAUCGUAAAAUUUGUGCUUAGUUAUUUUGUUAUUUAAGAUGUUGUGUUCAUGACUGUACAGUGUACAGUGUACAUACUGUUCAAAUCCCAAGUACCUUGUAAAUUAUUAUUCACCUGUGUACCUGUUCUCAUAAAUUAUAAUAUAUUUAGCCACCAAA
Messenger RNA from Eurytemora carolleeae, 2646 nucleotides. RefSeq names its product neurofilament heavy polypeptide. The transcript is spliced from 4 exons. Lineage: Eukaryota; Metazoa; Arthropoda; Copepoda; Calanoida; Temoridae. The coding region runs from base 565 to 2169 and encodes 534 amino acids. The record is from RefSeq and is a predicted model, not a curated record.